AGUCAUUUUCCAUUCAUCACUGUCCCCCGUUAGAUUCUUCCUCCUCGUGACGGAUCAGUUGCGAGUCUAGCUUGUUAUUUUAUGACUUUGGGGUUCUGUCCUAUAAAGUACUUCUUUCUCUCUCCAAUUUGUUUAAUUACUGCAUCAUUUCUCAGAGUCCCAGAUCAGUGAUCCUAGUUUUGUGAGCUUGUUAAACCCACUUAAUUUUUGUUUUUGGUGUUGUAUAGAAGCUCUCUGCUUUGCUGUCUUCAGUUUCUUACUAUGUCUCACGAUUAAAGAUCUCUUUCUUAGUGAGAGUCAAAAGAUCAAGUUUUUAAUCUUUUGUCUUUGGGCUGCCUUAAUUUUGCAAGUCAAAAAGGAAAUUUUGUUCGAAUGAUGUCAAUUCCUUCUCCUUCCCAUAUGGGUACUCCUCCUCAUAUGGGUACUUCCCCUCACACUGAUAGCGCUCCUCACAUGGAUAGUCCUCCUCACCUAGAUAUCCACCAAGAGCUCUUCCCGGAUUAUUAUGGUGGACCAGCUUCCAUUCCAUCUGAGGCAAAAGAAGAAUCUUUGGGGAAUGAUAUCCCUAAUGGAAGUAAUGAUUGUGCUCCUGGAGUUAAAGAGAAUAAUUUCCAUGUGCCGGUUCAACCUUGUACUGGUGGGGAAGGAUUGCCUUAUGCCCCUAUAGAUUGGCCAAAUCCUGGUGAUAUUUGGAGCUGGAGAGUGGGUAAAAGGGUCAGCAGUUCUGGAUUCUACAAUGAUAGAUUUCUCACUGUUCCAAAAAGGCUUCGAAAGCCGAAUAAUCCAAAAGUGUUUGCAAGCAAGCCAACACUUGAACGUUUUCUCCGAUCACAGUUCCCAGAUGCAGAUAUUGAUGCAUUCUUUGCCUCAUUUAUUUGGAAGAUCCCUGCCAUUUUGGAGUCUCCUGCCAAAGCCGACACUCUCCCUCCAGCGAUUGGAGUGGAGGAUGGUGAAAAAGAAAGUAACAAAAAAACUCGCCGUAGUAGCCAGAGGAAGACUCCCCGUUCCGGUCAUUCCAACAACAGUAAAAAGAGGCAGAAGACAACUACAGAAUCAGUCAGACCUAGGCGACAGACUCGGCAACAUCUUAAAAAUUCAGCCCCAGCACCAUCUGAAAAUGAAGAGACAAAUGCUGGUCUUGAUAUGUCUUUUUUAGAUGAUGAAAAGACAAGAGAGGAAUUUGAUACCUAUCUCAAUUCUUUGGAUGACAUGCUUGCUCAGCCUCUAUGUGAAGAACCAUUUACCCACCCUUUGAUGCCUAAUUCUUUUCCUGCUGAAGACGAAAUGUCUGAAGCUCGAGGGAAACUUUCUUCAUUUCUUGAUAUGGAUUUUCCUUCAUUGAUUUGCUUUAAAGACCUUGAUGAACUCACAAGUCUAGCAUCUAAACUUCGGAAGGAUCCUACUCUUACUGCCGAACAACUUGUGAAGUUGAAGUUGAUUGAAGAGAUUCCGUCAUUUUGUGAAGUUUUUCUGGAAAAUAGAGAUGUGAUGGAGCAGGCAGACAAGUUUUUCACUGCCCUCGAGGACAAUAAAGCCAAAGUUACUUCACUCAGGCAAGAGUAUAGCGAAUUAAAAGAACAAGUAACACAUCUGCAGUCAGAAGUGGAUUCCAAUACAUUGACUGUGCAAGAAAUUGACAAUCAGAUAGCACAACUUAAAUCUCGGCGCGCUGAGCUUACUAGAACAAUAGAGAAUAAGAAGAGAGAUAGGGAUGAUUUGACUUAUAAUCAAAAGUUGGUGGCAAAUUCUAUUCCUAAAGUGGUUCAUGAAGUCCAACUUGCUAAUGCCAGAAAGCCAGGAUGGGAGCUAAAGAAGGAAAAUGCAGAAAGACGUGAGGCUGAAAUACUUGCUAAGUUUGCUCCUCUAAAAGGAUUUUCUCUUUAAAAGGAAAUUAUCUUUCUCUUCCCGAAACCUUUUUAUCAGCUGCGGUACCAAUAUUUUAAACACGAUAGUUGUGGUACUAUGCUUUUGAUUUCUAGAAAAAUAGCUGAUACCGCCACUUUCCUUUGCAUUGCUUUGCGUGUUGUGACAUUUUAAUAGCUUUAGCAACCACCAGGUGCCCAUGUAAUUUUCGAUGUCAA
Messenger RNA from Theobroma umbraticum, 2081 nucleotides. RefSeq names its product spindle assembly abnormal protein. NCBI's taxonomy places the organism in Eukaryota, Viridiplantae, Streptophyta, Magnoliopsida, Malvales, Malvaceae. The record is from RefSeq and is a predicted model, not a curated record.